This is a messenger RNA of Actinia tenebrosa (Australian red waratah sea anemone), 1213 nucleotides long. RefSeq lists its product as uncharacterized. The record is from RefSeq and is a predicted model, not a curated record. Lineage: Eukaryota; Metazoa; Cnidaria; Anthozoa; Actiniaria; Actiniidae.
CAGUACUUUCACUGGAAACCAGACUCAAACCAGUUUUCAUAAUUAAUUCUACAAUCAUGCUAAUUUCUUCUAUAAAUAUAGGUUAGUUUCAGAUAGUUAGUUAGAGAAAAGAGAAAGAGAGAUAGAGAUUCGUUAGUCGUGAAAAAGUCUUGUAACUACUAAGACUUGUGAGCGUCAAUAAAGAUCCCGUGGAAACUCUAACCAUAGUCUCCCCGACUUCACGACAAAUACGAUAAUUAAUCACAGCUUUAUGGUUGCUAUUAGAGGAAAUCAAAUAAGACAACUUGAAAUUUGGGGUUUUCCCUAAGCUGUAAGAGAGUGAAUGCCUUACGUAUUCGAUAGUAAUUGGUCGAAAACAAAUCGUGAACUAGCUACAAUGAAUGACGUUUAUGAUCUGUUGGAUCUCAUUUUCACAUUAUAUUAACCCUACUCGUCUUUCAUGAGACUCAUACAGUGCUGAUACUACCAAACUGACGAGUUGAAAUACUAUACUCCACAAUCAACAUGAACACUUUUAUCAUUCUGACGUUUGCUCUGAUGUUUGCUUUCGUUCCUGGAAGCGACGAGGCAACAACAGCACCCGUCACGAACUACGCUGCACUGGCCACAUGCCUUAAGGUGUCCAGUCCCUUAACAGCCACGGCCACAAAGAUUCUAGACCACGUGACUGUUAACCAGUAUAUCAUUGUUCCACCCUCUGGUCUUCUAAGCUCCAACUCAAAUAGGCAAUCUACGACGACUGUAAGUAGCAAAGGCUGUCCUUUCGUGUGGAGAACAGACUUUGAUAACAACAGACGCCCAUCUAUCUUGCUCAAGGCCGUCUGUCCCACAAGUAACGCAAUCUGUACUAAAUGUCACGCAAUAACCUAUGGUCACCGAGUGUUGAAGUAUAAAUGCAAUGCAUUAUGGGACUGGGCUACAGUGAAUCUUCCUGUUGCGUUUGUACGAGUUUGACAGCGGGAAACCGGAUCCUGGAAUAAUCAACGAAAGUUAUAGAAACUAAAACAUAAUGUGAAUAAUUAAUAUUUAAAAAUGGAACCUGAUCUAUGCCUGUCUUUGGACUAACUCUAUUUAACUCUCAUCAUGAACUGUCAAAUAUUUCUGUGCUCUAAAAACAUGAAUUAUUUAAGCUAAAAAAUGCAGAAUUUUGUGUCCCUACCCGAAUUACUAUUUCCCUUGAUAGAAUCAAAAUAAAUAGAUAUUAUAUUCACUA